This is a messenger RNA of Pelobates cultripes (western spadefoot toad), 300 nucleotides long. The record is from the annotation of a GenBank genome assembly. Lineage: Eukaryota; Metazoa; Chordata; Amphibia; Anura; Pelobatidae.
AUGUCCCUGAGUGAGCUGCAGGCUGGGGACGUGAUGUCAUUGGCAGGCGUCCCCGAUCCCCCAGCCAAUCACAGCCUCCGGGAGGUGAACCCGGAAGUGAGAGGCAGUGAGUGCUGUGAAGCUUGGCAACAAGGACCGAGUUAUAGCGAUGGAGAUCACAUGCCGGCCGGAGGGCUGCUAUAUGGGCAGGUGGGGGAUGGAGGGGGACUUAUAUCAGCUGUUCAUGAGCAGUGUUACAGCCCUGGGAGUGCUCAUGAUAGGCUCAUGUAUGUCUCAGCUCACACGGAGAUUACUGCAUGA